ACUCCAAACAAGCACUUUUAAUUACCCUUUCAGCCUGCUGUCUCUGUCGUACUUCGCAGGCUAAAAAAAGGCAGGCAAUGCCCAGAACAGUUCCUCAAGCAAGCCAAAUGAACCAACAAGAGUUUGAAGCGAUUGUAGUCCGCUUGGAGCACGAGAUCAAGUACAUGGGAUUGUCGUUGCAAGAGCAAGUAACCAGGUGUGCGGAAAAGUUUCGCAAAACUGGAAACACGCCCCAAUACAUUCAGAAAAUUGCCAAUAUUCUGGAAAAAUUCGACGAAUACGUCAAGAAGCAUGCCUGUUCGAUUCAGAAGAGAAUUGAGGAUGCCGGACUGCAAGACAAAUACGCGGAUUCUUUGAAGACGUUGCGAGCGCUUUCAAGUCAGGACGAGCAUACCGAAACUGUUCAAUGCUCCUCCGAAUUGGCGCCCAUCAGAAAGCAAACUUUCUCAGAGGCCGACAAAAUUUGCAAUGAAACAACUGUUCAACAGCCUACUACCAACAAUACUGAUGCGCACAGCUCAUCACAGACCAACCAAGAGGGUGUUUGUGGAGAGAAAUGCAUUCCAGUAGCGUCUGAGCCGGUGCAAAGCACUGAGAUGAUCCAAAGCGUGCCAAUUAUCCUUAGCAGCGACUCCGAUGAUGAACUCAACUCAACUCAGGCCCAAACUAAGUCAACCAGCAGCCCUAACGUCGACAAUAUGUCGAUAAACAGUGACGAAACUGUGAGAUUAGAUGGACCGAGGGAAAUCGACUCGGAUAACACCAUUGUAGACCCAACUGAUAUGAUGGAAACCCAACUGAAUUCACGGAACAGCACAGAGAGCGAAGUAUUCAAUGGGCCAGAGGCCGACGAUUUAUCCGUAGUUUCACUUGAUUCCACCAAAUACGACCAGAGCGGUGCUUCAGGAGAUUUACAACCAGACUGCAAAGCUACAAGCAACAAUGGCAAGCAAACGCCCAAGGAACUAGAGGAGAACGGUGGUGCGGAAAGCUCAGAUGAAAGCAACAUUAAUGCCCACUUCAAGAGCAAGAUGAAUGACAAGGACAGGAAGCUUCUAUUUACGUUAAUCGGGAAGUUCUUCAAAGACCUGCAGAAUAACCAGCAAAACAACGAAAGUAGCAGCGAUGAGGCGCGGGAGCCUGUGAAGAAAGGGCGAAUGCUAAAAAAAAUUCGCAAAAAAUCCCGCAUUAGAGCGCAAACAGUAGACGAAAAGCCAAUAGUUCAGGAUUGCAGUAUUCGGCUGGUGAAGAUGAACACUAGCGCAAUUGCGGCGGCUGCGAAUAGUAGUCUUAGCUCCGUCCCUGAAUCGGAGGAAACUGAAAACGAGAUCAUUAAAUUUCGGAGAAAAAAAUGCCGCCCCAUACCCAGUGAUGAGUCGGAAAGUCAAUUGGGGUCUGAGCAAGAGAGAACCGAUUCCAACCUUCAGGACUCCAAGAGAAAAAGACCUAGUAGCAAUUCCGAAUCUUUCUCCUGCAGUAGCCAUUCAGCAACAAAGAUACGGAAAUUGUCCAGCACUGGCGAUAACUCAGACAGUGCGUAUUGUAUGGACAGUAAAGCCAGGGACAGACUCUUGAACAUGCUCAUCGAACAAAACUCCCGUACGCAGAAAGCAUCGGAUUCAAAGGAAAUAACUGCGAAGCAGGGCCAGAAGGAACUGGGCGACAGCGCCGGGAUCAACUUGCUUCAGCAAAAGGAGCUGGAUGGGGCUGCGGAGGACGCGCUGCUGAAGACAGACAGUGAUGAAGAGGACGAAAUCCAGUCAAACCCAGAUGGUGGAUGCAAGGCGUUUAAGUUCACGGAAUCCCAGCGAAGCAAGCUGUUGGAUCUUCUGACCGGCGUUGUGGAAAACGGGGUUAUUCGGAGCGACGCCGAGUCCUCUUCAGAGUCUCACGUGGACAACAAGCGCACGUUAACAGUCGCCAAUGUGUCCAGGGAAGAACUGAACCAACUGCUGAGCGAGUUUGAAGAAACUGUCGUUCUAAAAGCGAGAGACACUGGGCACGAAGACGUGAAAUGCGCUGAAGAACGUGUUGAAAGUUCAGAUCCGGAAAACGACUUGAUCGACAUUCUCCGAGAGGAAGUGAUCAGCACAAAACGAGGUCCUGGACGACCGCGCAAAAGUGUGGAAAGCUGGAACGCAUUCAACAGUCUGAUGAAAAGCGAGGACGACAUAUCCGAUAGUAGCUCAUCCAUAUCACUAUUCAGUGAUUUGGAGGCCGCACUGUCCGAUCAGGAGGAAACGCAUGAAGUGAAGCAGGCAGAAGCAGCUCAAUGGGAACAGAAGUCCGCCUUCAAGAAGGAGCUUAUUGUUAUAGUCAGGCGCUUGGACCUGUCCAAGUACGAAACCAGCCAAUUCUCCAAAGGCAGUGACGACAGGCCCUGCAAUCUAGAUAAUGCUGUCGAAAGCCGCGGCUCCAGUCCAGCCUCCCCACCCAGAGGCAAUUGGGUCCAGUCCACCAGUUCGGAGUUCUCCGGAUCGUCCUUGUCGUCUUUUAUUGCCUCUGAGUGCGGCUCUGAUGUUGAAUACGCAGAUUCGCCGGAAGACUGUGCACAUUUGGCCAAGAGCCUUUGGGAUAAGAUUUGCAGCAGUUCUGAUGAGAAAAGCAGUGUGAAGUGCUCAACUUCCAGCAGUUCUGCCAGCGAAGAAGAGGAAGAAUCCAGCAAGGACGCUGGUGUGCAGAAGUGGGCGGGACAGCGUAAGCGCUCACCCUCCUGGUGCGCCGAUCCGCUUCUGAGAGCUGAUCCACUCAUCGGUGAACAUAGGCAGAAGCGAAAGCGCAGUAAAACCCGCAUUCCACCCAGCCCUCUGGCUUCAGAUAGCGAUGCCACUUAUGUGGAAAACGCAAGACACCCAAAAAGGAAUUUUUUCGCCGAUUUAUCCGACGACAGUGACUUUGAAAUAAUCGAGGGCUACAAAACGCCAGAGGAAGCGAUAAUUAUCACCGAUGAAGAGGAGGGUAGUUCCAGCAAGAAAGGUAAAGGUCGGAGAAACAUCCGAGCAGUGGUUGAGGACCAAGACCUGGCCGAGGCCACUCAGCGAGCCAACAAUGAGGAGCGCGAAAGAAUCAAGCGACUGCAGGAGCGAGAGAAGAGCAAGGAGAACUGCACCCACUAUGCCAGUGAAGAGGAGGCGAAUCCUUUGAUUUUAGACGCUUUGGACUCUGUGGAAGUGAAAGUGCACCCAUCGAUCACCAAGAAACUGAAGCCUCAUCAGCGCAGCGGCAUUCAGUUCAUGUGGGACUCUUGUUACGAGAGCAUCAAGCAACUGAAGAUGGGAUAUGUGAGCUCGGGCUGUAUCCUGGCCCACUGCAUGGGCCUCGGCAAGACUUUACAGGCACUAGCCUUGAUAGAGGCGCUGUUUCGAAACCCCAUCACCAACACCAAGUACGUUCUGGUCGUAUGUCCGCUGUCCACUGUCUCCAAUUGGAGGAACGAAUUCAAUCUGGCCUAUGAAGGGAUCAGGAAUUUGAACAUUCGCCUCUUUACCAUCGAGGACAAAAAGACGUCGAUCCGCAAAUUUGACAUCACCAUCGAGUGGAGGCGAAAAGGUGGCGUUCUAGUGCUCGGCUACGAGUGUUUUGGUAUGAUGAUCAACCAGCAGAAGCUGGAUAGACUGGCGAAGGACGGAAUUGACAAGGCCCUCAUUCUGCAAGCGCUGGUCGAUCCAGGUCCAGAUUUAGUGAUUUGCGAUGAAGGCCACCUGCUGCGGAACAAACAGUCGCAACGGACGGUAGCCAUGAACCAGAUCAACACAAAAAGGCGCAUCGUAUUAACAGGCACCCCGUUGCAGAACAAUUUGCUAGAAUAUUAUUGCAUGGUAAACUUUGUCAAACCCAGCCUUCUGGGUACGGAAAAGGAGUAUAAAACGAACUUUGCCAAUCCGAUCACCAACGGGCAGUUUGAGGACUCGACAGCUGAAGAUAUUAUGUUGAUGAAGAAGCGUACGCAUGUGCUGCACAAGAUAUUGCACCGGACUGUGCAGAGAGUGGAAGAUACGGAACUCAAGCGGUACCUGCCCAAACUGAUUGACCAGGCCGUAUUUAUCCAGAUGAGUGAUUUGCAGGUGAACUUGUACAAUACGUACUUGGACUCGACGGAUUUGCGUCCCAUCGUGUACACGAAAUCAGGCACUAUUAGCCGAAAAAAUUUCUUAGCGGACAUGCAGGUACUGCAGUACAUUUGCAGCCACCCCAACGUGCUGACGACGGCAGAGAAAACGUCCAAGGCCAAGAUCAAAGAACAGGACGUAAUUGAGGAUCAUAUGGAUGUGGAUGUGGACGCGAACGUGCUGAGGAAAGGAGACUGGCACAAGGCGUUGCUCUCGAUGGAUGGGACCAGGCAGCUCGGGAUGGGCACUAAAUUUCUGGUAGCGAUCGGGAUUGUGAAAGAAGCCGCUGCUGCAGGCGAUAAAGUGUUGAUAUUCACGCACUCAUACGCAGAGAUGGACAAUCUGGAGCUGUUCCUCUCUGAAAGUCUGCAAUUUGUCAAAUACGUGGAUUAUUACCGAAUGGACGGCACUAUCAUUCCGGAAGCCCGCUCAGUGAUUUGCAACAAGUUCAACGAUCCCAAUAACUCCCAAGUCAAAGCUCUCAUCGUAUCCACUAGAGUGGGCGGCCUGGGGCUGAACCUGACGGCGGCCAAUCGCGUUAUCAUCAUGAACGUUAGCUGGAACCCUUCAAACGACACCCAAAGCGUCUUCAGGGCGUUUCGAUUCGGUCAGGAAAAGCCCGUGUUUGUCUACCGACUGAUUGCCAUCGAUACUAUGGAGGAGAAAAUCUAUCAACGAGUCGUUACAAAGCUGGCUGUGGCCCAUCGCGUGGUGGACAAACACCAAAUCACCAGACACUACACGGCGUCCGAUAUACAGGAGUACUAUGCAAUUAGGCCGAGGAUCAGGCGUGAUCGGCCACUGCCAAACGUGCCCGAAGACCGCGUUUUGGCCAAUCUGGUGCGGAAGCACGAGGAAGUGUUUCGCUGGCACGAGCACCAGGCGCUGCUGGCCAAUCGGCCCGAAGAGGACCUCAAUGAGCAGCAGAAGAACGCCGCUUGGGAGGAGUUCUACAACCGCACAGAUCAGGCGCCGCCUGUUCGUUCAGUAGACGACCCGUCAUCUGCUCGACACCUUCCAGGCCCCUCUGGCAUGCAGGCCAGAUUCCAAAAUGACAUGGAAAAUGCCGCUUCGGCUGGUCCCGGUUUCAGUGCCGUGACUCCACCCUAUCACACUAACCCACUGAGUUCGCGCAUGCGCUUCCAGCAACGUCCAGUACCAGCUCCUACCCGGUACCAGCUCCUACCGAUCCUAAGACCGCCUCUAUCCACUACCCGUCAACUUUUCCCUUUAGGCGUUUGGGCUAUGAAGAGGAACUUAGUCUUGACUCGAGUGGCUUCUGCUGAUGAGUUCCGGCCAGUUUAUACCAGGCGGAGGCGUGGGCGCCCUUCCAGCCGCCGAUUGCCUGGUGAAGAACGCAAGACCACCUCGAUUCAACCAGCUGCUGCGAGCUCCAGCAAAGCAGUUGAAGAGUUUCCAACAGCUCAAAUCCCACGUGCUCCAACUUCGAACUCUUCAAAUUUAUCGCGAUUGGGAUCAGUUGCGGCCAUACAAGUGUUAGCAACGCCGUCGCGCAAAUUCAGGGACCAUUUGCACGAUCUUCAGCUGAACAAGAAAAAUUACUCGAGUGCCAAUCAGCUGCAGAGUGUUGCAGCUGCUUCUGCUGGCUCUUCGAGCCGUUCUGCUGAUUUGCAGCCGUCCAAGCCGAUCACUCUGGAUUCCAUGGCGGCCAUCAAUCCGACACCCCGACUGCCGAAAUUAAAAGUCAAGCCUCGUUUCGGGGGCAUCAUCAGGUCGUUAUUUCAAUCUGUGCCAAGUCGUACCUAUGAACGAAUCAGAACGCCGCCUUCUAAUAGUAGCCGCCAGACAGGGACCAAUCAGAUUGCACCACCAGCAGAAAAUGUUUUAGGAGGCCUGCUAAGGCGGGCCGACAACAAUAAAGAGGGCCUUAACGAGACUGGCAUUGAUCCGUCAACUAGGAUGGUGAGUGGCUCCAAAACAGGAGAUUUCAAUCAAGUUGUAUUUACUGUCUGUUAAAUUGUUUAAGACGGCAGUGUAUAGAAAAGUUUUUUAUUGGCAA
Dendroctonus ponderosae (mountain pine beetle) is the source of this 6129-nucleotide messenger RNA. Its product is annotated as transcriptional regulator ATRX. The transcript is spliced from 35 exons. Gene Ontology annotation, molecular function: ATP hydrolysis activity; ATP binding; ATP-dependent chromatin remodeler activity. Gene Ontology annotation, cellular component: nucleus. NCBI's taxonomy places the organism in Eukaryota, Metazoa, Arthropoda, Insecta, Coleoptera, Curculionidae. The record is from RefSeq and is a predicted model, not a curated record. The coding region runs from base 78 to 6086 and encodes 2002 amino acids.